UCAAUUUUUGCCAACACUAUUCCUUUUAAUGAUGGUUUCUCCGUUACUGAGAGGACAUGUCAUAAGAGGUAUACAAAACAAUACAUUAGUAAAGAAGACUUGUGAAACAUUCUGUGAUAAUUAUGGAACAGUUUAUCCACAAGAUGAUCAUGUAAAUGAGGAUUGUGAAGUGACCAUUAACCAAUUGGAUAUAAACGCUUUCGUAAAUAAACUGCGAUCGCAAGAAUAUCAUAUCAGUCUGCUUAGAAUAAGUCUCAAUUUUUCAGAGGACAUGAAGAACAGAAAAGUAAAUCACACUUAUUGUACAAUUUUGCCACUUGAAUGGAUAUGGACGUAUAAAGGUGAAAACGGUGGAUUUCAAUUUUUAUCUUUGAUGAAUGAAUUUUCAUUGUAUUCACUAAGCUUGCUUGAUCAAUACACAAUUUCUAUGACAUUCAACUUAAAUUUGAAAAGAGGUUGUCCUGUGCGAAUUGGUGACAGAAAUACUACAGAGCGAUUAGGAUCAGCAUUUUUACAAGUUUUUAACAAGUCAUUUCAACAUGACAGUGAGAUCGGAUUAAGGUAUGGAUAUAUUUGUUAUAUAAGUAGAAUAUGGAUCAAUAAUACCACAUACAUGUUCAGUAAAUACAUCAUUAGCCCAAAGCAAAGUAUGGGUUACCGCUGCUGCAGAAAUGAAUUCAAUAAAACUACUGGUAAAGACAUGAUAUCGUGCACGAGUGACGCAAUCAUGAUUGACAGUGGUUUAUGGUGGAACUUUCCUUAUGUAAUAGGUUGGCUCCUGUUUCUUUUCCUACCCCUUCUAUUCUUAAAGUACACUGAAAAGAAAUACAAAAAUCAAAACGUUGUUAACGUAGAAUGGCUAAUUUCAAAUCCAUUAUCAUUCGGUAACGUUCUGAGUGGUCUUUUUCACCGUGCUUACGCCUCCGGAAAAAUUUGUACAAGACUGUUCAAAAUUAUUUGUGUCCUCUCAACUUCGCUGUUCGUUGUUUUAGAAGUUCUAUCGCACUUCUUCAUCCUGAAGGAUUACGUGGCCAGCAGCACUAAAGCAGGAGCUACAUUUAAUUGGAUGUCUAUGGCUGCUGGAUAUUCACUGAGUAGGGACAAGUUUCUUCCGUAUUUAGGAGGUCCGUAUUUAGCACUAGCGUUGUAUAACAUUUCAAGUGCCUUUCUGAUUUGUCUUCCAGCUGACAUGAGUAAAUUUGUGGAUAAAGGAAUAGACGAUAAAGAAUAUAUGUUUACGUCUUUAUUAACUGUUGAUAUAAGUUCCAAAGGUAAACUGGGAGCUGUACUGAAUAUCCGCAGACAAGCUGGAUAUACACGACUAUAUUCGGUUCUGAAAGCCAAUAUUUACAUGCUUAUCAAUCCGUCAUUUUGGAAUCUUGGGUUCCAGAUUCAGAAAAGAAGAAUAAUUGGAUACAUCAGUGUAUUGACUGGAAAUAAAAUAUUAUAUAGAAUAGUUCUUACUGCUGGUUUGAUCCCAAUUUAUUUUAUUUUAUGCAUUAUUGAAUGGGUGCUAGCAACAUUUGUGUACGGAUUGCCUAUAGUAGGAUUUUUCAUUAUCAUUAUAAAUGCAUAUUACAACACUGUAAGGCAAAUGCGCAUUUUUCAGAAGACUGGCUCAGCUAGCUUUGUUCUCGGUACUCUAGUAAUUUAAUUAAUGUCCGUAUGUGUUGCCUUUGAUAUUUACAUAUUCUCGCUACUUUUUAUUGAGAGCUUCAUCUUUUUAUGUCGGAUUUGUACAUACUCUUUUGCUGGGCUUAUUGCUUAUCCUAACGUUACUUACGGCUAUCUGGUUUUCACGCUUACAGUUAUAAUAUAUGUCACAGAAAGCAUACAACAUGUAAAUGCUGUGUAUACACACCUUUUUGAAACAGUGGAGAACAUUUGCAUACAGAUGAAAAAAGGAAAUCAAUUCCAGUCCGUUCCAUUGAUUAGUUGUAAUGGAUGUACAAUAUCUGUUUCCAAACCUUUAUUUCGUUAUGUCGUUCGAUACUACAGACCCUUAAGAAUUGAAAUACUAUUUUCUCUACUGAAACUGACCUUCAUCGUAAUCCUUCUAUACAUGUCCAUUUCAAUUCUUCUCACAUUUAAAGAACUAAGUAAAAUGUCGACACUGACGCAAGCUAUUACAGCUCUUUUCAUUUGUUUGAUUCCAAAAUUAUGGCACAAGUUUGAGGAAAAGGGAGAAAAAUACAAAAAAGAGACAACAUCUGCCAAAAUUAAGAAUAUAAUCGAACAGUAUAGCAGAUGCUAUAUACAUAAACGAACUCCGACAGGUAUUCAGGAUGAUGUUUCAACAGAAGAUUACAUAGAACACAGCACAAGCAACAAUAUAUCAUCAGAUGACGAACUACUAGAGGAGUUGUUACUAGACGUAGACAUUGAAUGAAUAAAAUUUCACCAAAAAUGUAAAAAAAACUAUAAUAAUAAAACAGAAAGAAAAGUUUGAAUUUUAAAUCUAGCCAGACAGAUAGUAUAAUAUGCUUUAGGUCUUUACAAUAUUUACAUUUCAAGAUAAACUUUUAUAAAUAUUUAUGUAGUCAUUGAGAUUUAAAGUUAUGUGUAACAAACAACCUUUCCAAAAACGUUAUUUUGCCACAGGAAAUGUUAGUCGAGUUUCUUUUUGUGCAAAGGUGUUGGUCAUAUAUUGUUUUACAAAAAAUCUGUGUAUACAAUGAAUAUUUUACGUCGAAUAUGACAAUUUCGAUAUGGACAUGA
Messenger RNA from Mytilus californianus (California mussel), 2718 nucleotides. RefSeq lists its product as uncharacterized. Bases 29 to 1654 code for a protein of 541 amino acids. NCBI's taxonomy places the organism in Eukaryota, Metazoa, Mollusca, Bivalvia, Mytilida, Mytilidae. The transcript has a single exon. The record is from RefSeq and is a predicted model, not a curated record.